AUGGCACAAAAAGCAAAGAAAGAUCGCGCCAAGUCCAACGCGGCCACACUUUACACGCUUCACGUCGGAUCCGCAUUGGUACAUGCGACAUUCCUACUUUGCCACACCAUCCUCAAGCGGCGCUCUCUGUUGGGCUACAUCCUCGUCUCCGUCCCCAGCUUCAUUUGUCAGCUCACGCUGGAAAAGGCCGGCCGGCCUAAGCACGAUGCCAACGGCUCACUAAAGUCCUCGGGUGAGGAUCUGGCGGCAUCCGGGCUCACCGAGUAUAUGUUCGACGUUGUCUGGGUCACGUGGGCAACAUUGGUUCUCGUUAUCCUCUUUGGAAAUUCGCUUUACUUUGUUUGGCUCCUCAUCCCGGCAUUUGCUGUAUACAAGGGAUUUGGUCUGAUGGGGACCGCCCGACAGAUGGCUGCUUUGCAAAAAGGUGGCGUUGAUCCAGCCGGUGCGCAACAGCAGCAGCCUGCUGGUAAUCGAAAACAACGACGGGCGGCAUGA
Messenger RNA from Pyricularia grisea, 495 nucleotides. RefSeq lists its product as uncharacterized. The transcript has a single exon. Gene Ontology annotation, cellular component: intracellular membrane-bounded organelle. The coding region runs from base 1 to 495 and encodes 164 amino acids. Gene Ontology annotation, biological process: vacuolar protein processing. The record is from RefSeq and is a predicted model, not a curated record. NCBI's taxonomy places the organism in Eukaryota, Fungi, Ascomycota, Sordariomycetes, Magnaporthales, Pyriculariaceae.